This is a messenger RNA of Lolium rigidum, 1189 nucleotides long. RefSeq names its product LEAF RUST 10 DISEASE-RESISTANCE LOCUS RECEPTOR-LIKE PROTEIN KINASE-like 2.4. Bases 1 to 1164 code for a protein of 387 amino acids. The record is from RefSeq and is a predicted model, not a curated record. Gene Ontology annotation, biological process: protein phosphorylation. Gene Ontology annotation, molecular function: protein kinase activity; ATP binding. The transcript is spliced from 3 exons. Lineage: Eukaryota; Viridiplantae; Streptophyta; Magnoliopsida; Poales; Poaceae.
AUGAAUCCCACGAACAGUACCUUGCUCUUUACAUGUAUUUAUUUCCUGAUAUGGCAUAAAAAGGGCAAACGACUAUGGUUUCUCAAGAAGACAAGCAGCAACAAUGAAAAGAAUUAUGAGGCCAUGAUAGUAUCUUAUGGAUCCCUAGCGCCAAAAAGAUACAUGUACUCAAAGGUAAUGAAGAUAACGUCUUCUCGCAGUGAUCAGCUUGGAAGAGGUGGUUAUGGUGUAGUUUACAAAGGAAGACUACAUGAUGGUCGUUUGGUUGCUGUAAAAUUCUUGCAUGACUGCAAAGGAAAUGGAAAUGAGUUUGUGAAUGAGGUUAUGAGCAUUGGUAGAACCUCUCAUAUUAAUAUUGUUAGCUUAUUUGGGUUUUGUUUGGAGGGAUCAAAACGAGCUCUUAUAUAUGAGUACAUGUCCAACGGUUCCUUGGAUAAGUACAUAUACUCAGGGAACCCAAAAGAAACUUUAGGAUGGGAGAGGCUCUAUGCGAUAGCAAUUGGGAUUGCUCGUGGCCUAGACUACUUGCACCAUGGCUGUAAUUCUCGGAUUGUUCAUUUCGAUAUCAAGCCUCAGAAUAUCCUUCUAGACAAGGAUUUUACCCCAAAGAUUGCUGAUUUUGGUCUAGCUAAAUUGUGUCAUGCAAAUGAGAGCAAGCUUUCGAUGACUGGUCCUAGAGGAACAAUUGGAUUCAUCGCUCCGGAAGUUCACUAUCGAAACUUCGGUGCGGUUUCAACAAAGUCAGAUGUUUAUAGUUAUGGAAUGAUGUUGUUAGAGAUGGUUGGGGGAAGGAAAAAUGUGAACUCAAUGGCAAAAAGUUCCAGCGAACAAUAUUUUGCAGACUGGAUUUAUGACCACUUCGCAGCAGAUGAUGGAUUGCAAGCAUGUGAUGUCACAAGAGAAAUUGAGGAAAUGGGAAAAAAGAUGACCUUCAUUGGCUUGUGGUGCAUACAGAUACUACCCAUUUAUCGCCCUACAAUAGCCAAAGUUCUAGAAAUGUUCGAGAGAAGCUUAGAUGAAAUGGAGAUGCCACCAAAGCAAAACUUUUGUGAACUACUUGAAGAUUCAGCUCAGAAUAUGAGCGUACAAAGUGCAAGUUCUACCAUUCCUGAAGACAUAAGCCUUGUGAAUUCAAAAAGCCUUGAAGAGUUACCAAGUCAUUGAGAAGGUUGGCUCUAUGUACUAGAUU